AUGUCACGCCGGAAACAGAAGCGACCCCAGCAUCUCGUUAACACGGAUCCGGGUGGCCCGAGGCUGCUAUCUCACGAUGAUCACUUGGGAAUGAAGUCACCGUCCACAUCUCUGGGCUCUGAAGUGACAUCAUCAGGGUCCUCAUCCUCAUCCCCCACCUCUCUCCACGACUGCCAGCCGCCUCUGGCCCCUCGCCCAUCCCCCGGUGGGCUGCACGCGCCCUCCUUACCCAGUGAGAGCUCGCCUCCUCCCCACUGGCCCAGCCACAUUGCCCCCUUCACCACCUCCCUCCCCAACACCCAUUCUUCCCUCUCCCCAGACUUUCCUCAUCCCUCGCUGUCUUCCCAGACUCACUCGCCUCCUCCCCUGGGUCAAACCUCAGGUUCCCACCAAGGAAACUCUCACUCCACCAUGACAUCCCCACCGGUGGGCAGUUCAGCCGCCGCCACUACCUCCUCCUCUUCCUCCUCCUCCACAUCCUCGCAGUGUGUGCCGCCUCACCGGGACAGCUCCAGUCCAGGUCAGCAGCAGUCCUCCAGCUCUACAGGGCAGCAGGGACAGAUCCAGGUGCCUCCAACCCUGGCAGUACUCCUAGAGGAGCUGAGGGUUUUACAGCAGAGGCAAAUCCACCAGAUGCAGAUAACAGAAGAGAUCUGUAGGCAUGUUCUAAGGCUUGGAGGGGCUGUCUUUGGCCAAGAAAAUAACGCACAGGUCAGUGCUGCAGACAGCAACCAGAAGUCUACGGGAGCAGCAUCUUCAUCACCGACACACCCUUCCACUGCCACUCCAGUGACCACAGCUUCAUCGCUGUUGACUGGCCUUCCGUCUUCCCUCUUCCCCCAGCCAGCCGUCUCCAAAUCAGGCACUUCUCAUGUUAAUGGCAGCAGAGCUUCAUCCUCCUCUACCUCUUCCUCAUUAUCUUCCUCUUCUUCCUCAUCUAUUUCCUCAUCUAUCAGCUCCUCCGUUGCCUCCCUGCACCCACUGUCCUUGUCAUUAGGCCUACCGCCACGCUACCUCCACGAGAAAUCGUCUAACACUUCCUCAUUCGGCCACAACAAUGGUGUCAGCUUCCCUACUCCUCCCCUUCCAACCACCAGCCAUUCCCAGGACCUCCAGCCCAGCUCCUCUCUCGCCUCUGCCUCCUCAUCGGGACGCCCUCAGCAUGUAUGCCGUUUUUGUGGGAAAGUGCUGAGCAGUGAUUCAUCACUUCAGAUCCAUCUGAGGUCACAUACUGGUGAAAGGCCCUACCAGUGUCCAGUCUGCUUGAGCCGUUUUACAACUAGAGGGAACCUCAAAGCUCACUUCCUGCGACACAGAGAGCAGAACCCAGAGCUGUCCCUCUCCCUGCUGCCCCCAGCACUGUCUGAGCAGACACAGAGUGGAUGUGCCCCUGGUGCCAUCCAGAGAAGGAGAAAACGGCGGGCUGAUGAUGACGAGCCAUUUAACGGAGUGAAAGGGAGCAUUCCUGGAAUGACAGAGAACAUGGCUUUAGGAUUCCUGUCCGGUGCGUCAGCUCGGCCCUCGCCUUCCUCUCUACCUCUGCCCCCCUCAGUGGACAUGGCGCUGCUGUCCACAGCCCAUUCACUGCUCCAGCUAAACAGAGCCUCAGCUGCAGCUGCUGCCAGUGCAUCGAGCACUGUACUCCCUUCUUCUUCUACGUCCUCAUCUUCCUCCUCCUCCAUGGGGAGCCAGUUUAAAGGAGCAAAGCAGCAGCGUUUUGAUGAAAACACACCUCCUCACUCUACCCUUCACACAACCUCUGCAUACUCCCAACUAGCCCACCUCCCCAAGAUUCUCUUCCCUGGAGGUACCUCCCCUCAUCACCUUGCACUUCUCCGGCCCCCGGGCCACCCAUCCUCCUCCCACCUCACUUCCCCUCAUCAGCUACCCUUCCCCUUUCCGCCUUUCCCUAAACCAUCAACCUCAUCACCCUCCUCGUCCUCUCCCACCGCCUCAACCCAGACCUCAGACACCUCCAAGUUGCAGCGGCUGGUACAGAAGCUUGAAAAGCAACCACAGGGAGGUGCCUCUUCCUCUAACUCUUCUCCCUCUACCUCCUCACAAACACCUGCUGACGCCAAUGGGGACACACACGGCCAUGACCUGACCACCACGUCCAGCGCCUAUCGCAGGGAAAUGUUGGCUGCACUUGGCCUGAGCCCAAGUGCCAGUGCUGCAGGACUAGUGACCAGUCAGGGAGUCUCAGGUUCAGGCACUACAACCACCACAACUGCCCCCUCUCUUUCUACUGCCCAGGCUGCAAACCAGUGUGGUGUCUGCCUGCGUGUCCUCAGCUGCCCUAGAGCUCUGCGUUUGCACCAGGCCACACAUCUGGGAGAGCGUCCGUUCCCUUGUAAGCUGUGCGGUCGCUCCUUCUCCACAAAGGGUAGCCUUAGGGCCCACCUGGCUACUCACCGUGCAAGACCACCAAAUGCCCGUGCCCUAAACUCCUGCCCGCUGUGCCCACGCAAAUUCACUAAUGCCUUGGUACUUCAGCAUCACAUCCGCUUGCACCUGGGAGGGCAAAUACCACCUGAUGAAGACAUGCCACCUGAAGACGGUGCAGAAAUGGAAAGCGCCGUCUUUGAUGAUGGUGAGAAUGACUCCAUCAGUUCCCCAUCUAAAGCCCAACAACUCCUUCCCUUGGCCUUAACAAUAGGCUCCAGGUCUCCAAAAGAUGUGCUCAACUCAGGGUCCACCUCGAAGCAAUCCACAGCUCCUGAUGUUACGUCUGUGAAGACAGAGGAAUCCGAGGGUUCAACACCCAGUGUUAGCCCACCCCUGACCCGUAAUCCCCCUUCAGUGGGAGCUGAGGACCCCCUGCGUCUGGUAGACAACACCCUGGCUGAUGGUAGCCCCAUGAACGGCUCCAUGUACUCCGAGGAGGAGACCCACGCUGACCUGGGUAGCACCAGCCCUUUCAAAGCACCCUUAGCUAGUUCUCAUUCAGCUGUAGUGAAUAGAGAUGCAGAGGAAGAUGACACCCCUCUAUCCCUCUGUGUUUCGAAGUCUGGGGUAGAAAAUGAUGCACUGCACAGAGGGGUUAAUAAUGAUGACGCCUGCUCGACAGACGUGCCAGCGACUAGCACUGAUUCUAACCCAAAACCCCCAGCUGCAAAUCCCUUACCUGCACUCACUCCUCCUGCUAGCCCCAAAGUUAUCCCAGAUGCAGGAGAGGCCUGUGGCAGUGCACCACAAGGGCCACAGGAGAGAGACGCUGCCCAAACUAAGGGGAAGGGUGAGCCUACCACACCCAGAGAGCCUUUGUCAGUGUUGGAUCCAGAGCUGGACAACGACACUCCAGUGGAGGAGGGUUAUGGUGUGCCAGAAAAACCUUCAGUGGACCCAGAGACCUCUGUCUCAGCACCAGCCCCACAGAGUCAGCCUCCCCGCCCGGAUAAACCCUACAGCUGCUCCCACUGUGGAAAGGCAUACGCCAGCCGUAGUGGGCUUAAGGGACAUAUGAAAACUCACCCUGGAGCAUUGAUCAGUACCCCCUCCAAGGCUCAAACCAGUGACACUGACAUUGCGGACGAUCGCAGUUCACAUUCAGCCAAUAAGAACCUGGGACAGCAGGAUGAAAAGCAGGGAUUGGCUAAAUCCCCUGAGAAAGGUGACAGCACAGAUCCUCUACCAAUCAGUGUUGGUUCUGAUGUGGUAGGUGAGCCUAUGGGCACUGCUGUGUAGAAAGUUAGAAUUGUUGAAUGGCUGCAGUCAGUUUUUAAAGGGUCCUGACAAGGGAAUGUAUUUUUUUAAUAGAAUGAGAUUUGUUUUUAGAGCUAUUAAUUCAAAUUCAUGUUCACCUUUUGUAUUAGAUAGAUCUAGUUUAUAUUGUAGUACCAUUACAAGAGACUUUUGAAUGUAGUAUUUUAGCUAUGUAUUUUUGUAUUUCAAAGACCACAGUGAGGCCUUAUCUUACGCAUUUCACAGCAUAGUCAUGAGGAGAAUUAAUUGUUUGCGCUUUUUUGCCGACACCUACUACAGCACAUACUGCAUAAUAUCAAACCAGUAUAAGCUGAGUGUAAAAAAGUGGAGGGUCCAGAAUUUUACAAAAUGAACUCCAUACCAAAAUAGGCCAAAUUAGUUAUGGCCAUUGUUUGUAAAUAUGAGCUGAGGUUACAUGUUAAGCCUUUUUAUUGUUACUUUCUUCUUUCCUUUUUUUAAUGCAAUGCUGCUGAAUGCAUGUUUCUGAUGUGCUGUGUUGCACUGUGAGUUGCACUGUGUCCUUUGCUGCCGAAAGAUCAGUUGGAGCAAACACAUGCUGGCAAUGAUGACGAUGAUAACCAUGAUGAUGAUUACAAUAAUAAUGAUGGCGACGAUUGUGUUAGAUUAUCAGUACUCCUGUACUUAUAGCUGUGAACAUUGCUAGCAGUAAAUGACCGUGUUCAUACUGAUGAUUGUAAAUGUUUUUUCUUGUUGUUGAUGUGCCGUGUCAAACUGACAACAAGGAUUGAGCCCCGUCCGUUAAAACUCCCCCUCCUUUACCACCCACCCUCCCCAUUCUCCUCUCUCAAAGCAUUUGAGAGUUUUCUGCUCCUGCAGAAAUUGUCUGCACUCACUGCAUUCCUGCUUAGUCCAGUUUAGUAUUUGUAUGCUUUACUUUACCCUUUGUAAACC
Molecule: messenger RNA, 4617 nt
Organism: Xiphias gladius (swordfish)
Lineage: Eukaryota; Metazoa; Chordata; Actinopteri; Istiophoriformes; Xiphiidae
Product: sal-like protein 4
Exons: 3
Coding region: 1-3687 (1228 amino acids)
Biological process (GO): regulation of transcription by RNA polymerase II
Cellular component (GO): nucleus
Molecular function (GO): DNA-binding transcription factor activity, RNA polymerase II-specific; RNA polymerase II cis-regulatory region sequence-specific DNA binding
Source: RefSeq, a predicted model, not a curated record